Molecule: messenger RNA, 585 nt
Organism: Letharia columbiana
Lineage: Eukaryota; Fungi; Ascomycota; Lecanoromycetes; Lecanorales; Parmeliaceae
Exons: 3
Coding region: 1-585 (194 amino acids)
Biological process (GO): mitochondrial translational termination
Cellular component (GO): mitochondrial large ribosomal subunit
Molecular function (GO): translation release factor activity
Source: RefSeq, a predicted model, not a curated record
AUGCUACGUCGCAUAUGGGCUUUGAGAGGUUUGAAUGUCGAGGGAGCUACUCAUUACCCAAAGUUUUGGCAUCGUUGCCUCUCUAGUCCUGCUAAAACACUUGAUGAAGAAGACCACAGGGAGGCAAGGACAUGGCUUACAAGAUUCGAUGCAAACACGAUCCCGAAGACCGUUUGCGAGGUCACUUUCAGCCGGUCAUCAGGCCCGGGUGGGCAAAAUGUGAACAAAGUAAACUCCAAAGCGACAUUGCGCAUUCAUACAAAAGACUUCAUGCACUUAGUCCCUAAGAUACUGCAUCCCGAUAUUGAAGCAUCCAGAUACUACGCCAAAAACUCGAAGUCUUUGGUCAUUCAGGGAGAUGGAAGCCGGGAUCGGACAAGUAAUAUCCAGGAAUGCUACAAAAAAUUACAUGCUCUGAUUAUAGCGGCUGGAAGGAGUUCCGUCAGAGGCGAGACUUCGCCAGCGCAGGUAGAGAAGGUCAAGAAUCUGCAGCGGAAAGAAAACGAUAUCCGACUGCUGUCUAAGAAGACGCACGGAAAUAAGAAAGCCGCUCGCAAAGGGUUUUCAAAGAAGUCAAAUUAUUGA